This is a messenger RNA of Stylonychia lemnae, 534 nucleotides long. The record is from the annotation of a GenBank genome assembly. Lineage: Eukaryota; Ciliophora; Spirotrichea; Sporadotrichida; Oxytrichidae.
AUGUAUUAAGAGAAGAAGAAGUGGGAAAAUCUCCUCUCAGAUGAUUGCAAUUAAUUGUCAGAGUCUAUGCAUGCUAUUAAUCCCUAUGCAGUAUACUAAACAUAAAAAUAUCUACUAAAUCUCGAAACUCCAAAGAGAAAUUAACUAUUAAGACUUGAUUUUUGCAGCUUGCAAUGCGCCUAUUUUAAUUAUCAAUAGGUUUAUCCCCGCUAUUCUUCCAUUUAUUGCAAUGAAUAAAGCUAAAAAUUGAUGAGGGGUUAGAAGAUGCAUGCUAAAUAGAAAAAUUCCGAUAGUCAAGGCUAAUGCCAAGAGCUAUCUAAUCACAAAAUAUCUUAUAUUCCUCGAGAAAUUUAAAGUUUACUAUUGAAGAACAAACGUGAUAGCUCUGAGGUAAUUGUAGAAAAACAGAGCGAGUAUACAAUCCUAUAGGAGGAAAAGGUACAAUAUGCAAUCUAUGAUUUAACGAAUUUAUUGGUUUUACGGAUAUAUUUCUACAAAAAUAACAUUAAAAUUGAUAACUUAGAGGUGACAUGA